This is a messenger RNA of Anopheles bellator, 6314 nucleotides long. RefSeq lists its product as uncharacterized. The record is from RefSeq and is a predicted model, not a curated record. The transcript has 7 exons. Gene Ontology annotation, cellular component: nucleus; cytoplasm. Gene Ontology annotation, biological process: actin cytoskeleton organization; protein phosphorylation. Lineage: Eukaryota; Metazoa; Arthropoda; Insecta; Diptera; Culicidae. Bases 1 to 3579 code for a protein of 1192 amino acids. Gene Ontology annotation, molecular function: ATP binding; protein serine/threonine kinase activity.
AUGAACGUUGGACAACACAGCGGCCCGGGGCCGCCACUGAACCGGACCGGCUGCUCCGACCGCUCCGUCACCGGGCCGUCCUGCCGGGCGCUCCGGACGGCCGUCUCGGCGCUGUACUGUCUGGACGACUUCCACCGCGAGCACAUCGGGUCGGGUUUCUUCUCCGAGGUGUACAAGGUGACACAUCGGACGACCGGUGACGUAAUGGUGCUGAAGAUGAAUCAACGGCGCGCCAACCGACCCAACAUGCUCCGCGAGGUUCAGCUGCUCAACAAACUGUCGCAUCCCAACAUCCUGAGGUUUAUGGGUGUCUGUGUGCAAGAGGGACAACUGCACGCCCUGACGGAGUACAUCGAGGACGGUUCCCUGGAGCAGCUGAUCGCCAACAAGGCCGAGUACCUACCAGCCCUUUGGAAGAUAAGGAUUGCGCUUGGGAUUGCCCGAGGAAUGCAAUACGUGCACGAUGUCGGCAUAUUUCAUCGCGAUCUUACGAGCAAGAAUGUGCUCGUGAAACGGUUACCCGACGGUAUGUUCGAUGCGGUCGUUGGUGACUUCGGGCUGGCCGCCAACAUCCCUCGGAAAUGUGGAAAACCUCGCCUCGAUACGGUUGGCUCACCGUACUGGAUGAGUCCGGAGUGUCUCAAGGGCCAGUGGUACGAUCAAACCAGUGAUGUAUUCUCCUACGGGAUUAUUUUAUGUGAAUUGAUAGCGCGGAUUGAAGCCGAUCCGGAUAUCAUGCCACGAACUGAUUCGUUCGGUCUGGACUACUUAGCGUUCGCUGACGGGUGCCCGAACGAUACGCCACCGGCGUUUUUAAGACUGGCCUUCUACUGUUGUACUUAUGAUCCAAAGAGUCGACCAACGUUCACGGAGUGUGUGAAAAAGUGCACGCUGCUGUCGGACGUGUGCGAGGACAGCUACAACCAUCAUCAUCACCAGCAGCAGCAACAGCAGCAGCAGCAGCAGGUUUACCGACUUGGGCCGCCCAAUGGCGCAAGUGCGAGCACGGGCACUGUGGUCAGCUGUGUGCCAACCGGCAGCUCAGAAACCGCCCCUAGCGGCACCACGGAGAACAUCUCGCCCAGCAGCAGUGUGACGAGCACCCCGUCGAGCAGCGGCGAAUACUCGCAGAAUCCGCUGCACCACCGGCGCUCGCUGUCGGAGAAUGUGAUCGUGUUUCCGCCGCACACCACGCCGAGCGAUAAGGCGCGGUAUCACAUGUACCAGCGGGGCAACUCCGUCGUCCGUCCCGUCGAACCGGCCAUACCGGAGUCGCCGACCUACUCGAACCAAACGCUGCGCAAGGUGGCGGAAACGAUGCUGCUGAAGGAUCCGCAGUACAAGCCGCGGGCCAAGACUGACCAGCCCGGAGGCUGCAAACCGAACCCGUUCAGUGCACUGUCGCAGUUGAAGGGCGUAAAGAAAAUUCUCGGCCCGAAUCCAGCCGUCACGACGUACAGCUCGGGCGAUCUGUUUAGCUCGUGCUUCGAAAUCUCGGCCCCGUACUUCCGGGCGUGGAAUUCCGUGCAGAAUCAGAUUGUCAAAAAUGCGCGCGACGGCCGGAGCUGUGGAGGGGCCGCCGGUUCCGGUGGGUCCUCGGGGAGCGGGGUGAAUGGCGAGGGGCAGCCGAAAAGCUUGCCCAACUCACCGACCUCCCCGCGCAAGGAGUACGGCGAAGAGGAGGAGGACGAAGAGCACACCGGCAGCGGGUUGUCGAACGAGUACCGGAAGGUGUCGCUGGGCAACGUUCGCAAGUAUCGGGCCAGCUUCACCGAACUCUCUAGUCAUCCACUGUACAAGAGUGGUCAAAUCGAGACUGAAGUAAUGGGCAAGCUGACGUCUUCCGGCGUGCCGAUAUCGGCAUCGGUCACGACAACGGCUGCAGCGGAACCGAAUCCGUGCCCUGUCACUACCGUGGCGCCUAGUGUGCCCUGCGCUGGUAAGAAAGUGUUAAACGGAAGCCUCAAACCCACAGUCCCGGGAACGAUCGCGUCGAACGAUCCCGUCGAUGAGGAGCUGGAGAUGAACGAAAGUGAUCGGUUACCGGCGAUCGGCAAGCGCACGAAAACGCUCAGCGGCAGUAGUAGCGGCAGUAAUCUGGCCAACCUUUGCAGCAACAAUGGCGACAGUGGCACUGAGGAGGGCCAAGAUGGAGCUAGUUGCGAUGGGGAAUCGAUGCGACCGGAAGAGAGUGUGCUGUUGAAGUCCGCCGCGGCUAUCGGCGAAGCGGCGAGCGGAACGGUGACCGGAGCCGGCAAGGACGCGUGCCCCGAGGGAGAUGGUGUGCUGGAGACGCCUCGCAUUCUCACCCGCCGUGGCUCGACGGAGAGCGGAUUUUUCUCCUGCCUCAACGAAGACUUUGGCACGUACAAAUCGUCUCCCUGCUGCUGCCUCGAGCGCAUUGCACACUUCGAGUCGACGGAGCGACUGCCCAUGUGUCGUUGUGUGUUCGGUGGUGCCACCCUAACCGGUGGAUCGAGCGGGGCCGAAGCGGUGACCGUAUGCACCAGCGGUGGUUUGAUGUCAAACGGGACACUGAACGAUAGCUCCAGUAUCCUGCUGUUCGAUGACAACUCGACGAACGUGAGCUCGCUUCGCAGCAUGGAUGACUUGGAGCUGUCGGAUUCGAUUCGCAAACGGUUUAAUCACCAUCAUCACCUCCAUCAUCACCAUCUGCACCACCACGGUGCACACCAUGCGCAUCACCACGGGCUCAGCGGUAGACCGAAUGUGCUGAGCAAUGUUGACAUCGAUGCACGGUCGAUCGAUAUGGGACUUAUCAAUCGCUUGGCGCUCGACUCCGAGAUCAGCAGCAUGAUACAGAAAAACCAGUUCACCAACCAGCUGCUGUACUGCAAGAAUCGCUCGUCGUCGAUCUUCACCGACAGCUCGGAUGACAUCAGCAGUUUGGCCGGUUCGGACUCGCUGCUGUGGGACGACCGUUCGUACACCACGAUACCGAACACACGGUCCGCGCAGAUCGCCAAAAUCGUCGAGUACUUCGAGCGCAAAGGCCAAACAUUCAAACCAUUCACUGUACCUGAUACGCUCCAGUUGGGCGCCACCGGAGGGCCACCAGCCUGUGGCAACCUCCCACAUCACCACCACCACCAUCAUCACCACCAUCGUCAUCAUUCACCGUCAAUGGGCGCCCCAUCCUGCCUUGCCCAGGCAGGGCUUAGUGCGCCUGCAACGGUAGCGGCCACGACGACGACGGCGGCGGCAGCAAGCACAGCAGUAACACCAAACGGGACAGCCGGGCGUAAGCUGUCCAACGGUAGCGUUGCCUCCAGCGGCUGCUCGAAACUGUCGCAGACGGAGCUGAAGCAGCGUUUCGAGUACGAAACCUUCUGCUACGAGCUGGAACGAAAGCAGUCGGUGGCCGGCGGUGCAGCCGGCACCGGUGGUUCGCACCGGUUGAACAACAUCUGCGAGGGUAACGUCCGCUCGAAGCUGCAGCUGUUUGACAAGCUGAAGCAACAGAACGGCACGCAAGCUGCAAGUGCACCGAACGGUUGUGCUCCCAGCAGCACCACUACUAGCACGAACAUUAACGGGUUAACCAUAAUUGAUAAGUAAUUGCAAGGUGGCAAAGCACGCGAAAACCGACACCCUGCGACGCGUACCGAUGGGUCCUUUCGGGUAAAGUACCGGGUUUGUGGCGAUCGUACCACCAACACCACCGUUGCUCGCGAGACAGAGCAGAGAUUAGCGACGUUAACUUGGAAUGUUCUACCCUCCCCAAGAUACCUAGCGAAACGCAAACAAUAUGCGCCAAACGAUUCUACUAGAGAAUGUAAACGGAUGUGUCAAAGAAGUUCUAGACCUAGGAAAAGCAGGAUGAGAAGGACCUAACGACAGAGGGGGGCUCAUGCCCUCAUGCCGUGGCAAAACGCGUCGAAAAAAGCUGCAAAGAUCCCAACUGUGUAUAGAGAACCGUUGGCAGUGUUAGACAAAAAUAUACUCCAACCGGAUAGUCAAAUAUUGUUGCUAAGAAAAGACGCUGUUGUUUUGGGAAAACAACAGACCCAAGCGCUAUUAAACCGUUUGCUGGGAAAAUCGAACACCGGUGGAAGCCACCAAAGUACCUCUCCCAAAAUACCUAGCCCAGCAAUAGGUGCGGCUCGGCGUGAAAGCCUGGUAGGUUUCCAUACUAAGGUCACGGAAUUGGCGAGGAAGACUGUAGUGUGUAAGACGUAAAGGCCGCGCACCUAUUAUCAUUUGAUUGUUAAUACACACGAUGGUAUAACCAGUAAGCCUACGCUAGGUAGAUAUAUGGGAUACACAGUUCAUUACAUACUUACCUUCCACCCAGUGCGGUGCACGUUUUAUCUUGUAAUUGGAUCGUCCGUUGCCGUUAAUAUUUACAGAAAAUCAUUCAGGGGAAAACCACACGAAGCGGGGGUCACAGUGCAAAAACAACAGCAACAGCCAACCUGUUGGAAAGUGUAAAAAUUAAACUCUUAGACAUUAGCAAGCCCCACGUGUGGAAGCGCCAAACGAAACAGCGAAAAGAAAUGCCUCAUGCAAAACGGAUCGCGUCAAGUUGGGGCGGUUUGGAGAUCGGCAAAAGCUUCCGCAAAGACACGGGGCCGAUGCAACGGAAGCCGAAUCAAUUCGUAAACUUUUUGACGUCCAUUUUAAAAGUAAUUCAUAUAGCAAAGACAUCAUAUAAUGGGAACUAGAUUGAUACAAUUAAACAGACAAGCAAUCCGUCUACGGGGCAGCGAACAGCUUGCCAAAUUCAUAAGGAUACAAUAUUCGAACAGAGUACGGCGGUUCCGGGUUCGGACGGAUGGCGGUGGCGGCGGCGGCGGCGGAUACAACAAGCAGCUGUGCAGAGGAAUUAAUGCCAAAAACUGAGAUCUAUACACAUUUACGAAAAAUCCCAUCUGUUCCACCAUUCUUCCACUGAAGCUUCCCCGUUUUAACUAACACGGCAAUUAUCGUACCUAUCUUUUAAGCUAAUCCUAUUUACUACCAUUACGACGACGCACCCUAGGUCUUCCGUUGAGCGCUUCCGAAGCGUUCCAACUUGUACGAGCUGGUUCACUCUUACGAAUUAUGUUUGACGAAUGGCGCAAUGAAUGGGCGGAAUAGUCAGAAUCAGCUAUCGAUUAGUCAUAUCCGCGCGGUAACAGAAUCGAUCAUCUAUGCGCCCUGGACUCGUUAGUUCAGUUAGGCCCACCUUGACCACUAUCAGGCUAGUUUCAUUUUCGUUCUUUCUUUUAUCACGUAACGAUGGGCAUGUUUGCAAUAUAAUAGCUUAGCAGUUGUGUACGGUACGGUAGAGUUACGUUGUAGCGUUUAUUGCUUUUAAGUUACACAAAGUUCCGGCGGUGUGUAGCCAACGCCCGGUCAGGAGUGGAUACCGAAAAGGUAAUGCCACCAUAUCACGAGUGAAGUGGCGCCACCGUUUGAGAUUAUUUAUUGUCGGCUAGUACACCUUCUUACCACUGUAGUUGUUUAGAAUGUUGGAUUUUAAGCGCAUCUUUACUUUAGAAGGCCCAAUCUCCGCUUGCUGCUUUGAUUGAUCUAAAUUACAGUUCGCUUCCGCAGAUUUACUCUUAUUCAACCAUUUUGUAGUUUGAUUGUUGUAAAUACAGCACCCGUUCGGCCGCAGAUGAAAACUAACUUCCCCACGAUUUGCAACCCCGGUUUUCGCUAGGCGCUAGCAGAGACUGUUCGGUACUAAGUUUAAAACACAAUCUUUUUCUUACCCACGCAAGUAUUAACAAACUAUAUUUAUGGCCCUUCUAUGGCAGCUUUUGUUUUGUUUUGGAACCUACGUUUACCGAGGCUCGCACAGCUUGCAGUCUCUCGGGUGGUGAUUGACUUUUCCUUGUUCUGGAACGGGGGCUCCUAAGCUAAGUGAAAAAAGGGAAAGAAUGGGAAAAUCUUGUUGCGGUUCAAUCACUCCGAUACGUUUAGUCUUUAAUCCAUCCAAAAGUCGUAUAAAACCUAGCACGGUAUUCGGCCGUAGUACAACAAGCGUUCGAUUAUAUACAUAUACACACACCUUGAGCUACUGUUAUUUGUCGUCCUUAGGAACCCUUACACGCAGGUUUAUCUUUAGUAAAUGUAAAUUUUUCUAUCCUAACCACCUGAAAGGGGUUUUGUGUGCAUGCCAGGCAUAACAACUAAGCAGAUGUCGUUGAAAGGAGCAAACAAAACAGCAGAAACAGAGAACAAAUUAUCAAGGAACGCGAUGGCCGCAAACAUAUUACUGCAUUGCCGGAGUGGAAACACAACAACCGUUGGUAUAUUACGUGUAUAUAGAAAUAUACAUUUACAAAAUAAAUAUAUAUAUAUUU